Messenger RNA from Aspergillus wentii DTO 134E9, 1539 nucleotides. RefSeq lists its product as uncharacterized. The transcript has 4 exons. The record is from RefSeq and is a predicted model, not a curated record. The coding region runs from base 1 to 1539 and encodes 512 amino acids. Lineage: Eukaryota; Fungi; Ascomycota; Eurotiomycetes; Eurotiales; Aspergillaceae.
AUGAACCGUUCAGAAGGUCCCCUUGGUAUGCUCGUUCACGGAGUCACCUCGGGCAUUGGCUUUGCGACCGAAGUAUACGGAUACAAAAAGUCGAAAAAAGCAGCGAAAAAGGAGCGAGAGCAGAAAGAACGUGAAAUAUCACCAUCCCCUUCCGACUCUUCCCGAGAAGAGAAGAAUGGAUUUCCAAACGAGAAGACAACUGAAGCAGACUAUGCUGCCCACGACGAAGUCGAACGCUCAUGGCAACUCGACGAAGCACAAGACACCCUCGUCGAAUCUAAACCCCACAAAAGCAAAUCCGGCGUCGCCAACCCAGAUAAGGUCAUCGGCGCCUUUCUCCAACGUCAACCUCCCCCAUAUUCAUCAUCAGCAGACGGCAUCCCCAUACACAGACUCACAUACCCCAUCGCAAUCCCCCAGCGCCGUCCCAAAGAUAAAAAGCGAGGUUUUAUCCGCGCCUACGCCCCCGACCUACAAAACAUGGGCAUCAACCAGGAUAUGUGGUUUGAUUUCAUCGAGACGCUGAAUGAAGCCAGUCUUGCGAACCCGUGGAUCAACGCGAUUAAUCUGGCGUCGAUUGCGUUUUCGCCUCUGCCGACUGUGAUUUCGCAGUCGAUUUCCAUGGCGAUUAUGGUUGCUACAACUGUUGCUAUUGAGGCGCAGAGUCGGUAUCGACAAAACAAAGCCCUCGACAAACUCAACAAGGAAUUUUUCAACCCCCGCGGCCUCUUCUGUCUAGUAAUGACCUGGGAUCCGACAUCUGUCAACGCCCGCACCAACGUCAACGUCCACACAACCAUCCAAAACACAAUCGACGGCCAGGGCAAAAUGAAACAUAAAUUUCAAUCUUCCAACGGCAUCACGAAUGGAAUGGAGAAUAUGCAGACUGCACAGCUCGUCUUCCCGGGUCUGGACCUUCUCGCGUCUGCAACGGAUAACGAGCAGAAGGGGUUCAAGGAGAAGAUGAAACGUGGGAAGUUAUUUGUGGAUGAUUAUAUGGAUCGAAAGGCACAGGCGAAGUUUAUCGCGGAGAAUCCAAAUAGCCACCUCAACCAGGCUGGAAAACCAAAGUUCGUCUCUAAAUAUGCUGAUCCUACGCAUCCUAUGCAUAGCGGUUUAUCCAAUAUUAUGGGCCGCCAACAGCAGAACGGUGGCUCUGGCGGAGGAACCAGCUCUGGACGACGGGAUGGCAUGGAAAGAGGGAUGGGAGGGAGAGGAGGUGGCGGUCCUCUGGGACUGGUCAACAUGGCUAUACAGGCUGUUGGUGAUCAUGGCCAAAAUCGGAGUACUCCACCUGCCCCGUACGGUUCUAACUCUGAACAUUACGAUGAGCACAAGGGACAGCAACAAUAUCAAUAUCAACAACCAUACCAACAAGGCAGUGCAGGAGCUGGUGCUGGGGGUUUAAGCCUAGGCAACCUCUUUCGUUCGAAAGUACUCUACCUAAUGGUCGUCAACAUGCCAACUGACGACGAAAUGGCUCAAGCGCAACGGUUGACUGCUGACUGGAAUAUCCAGGGGCAUCAACAGGAAUUCUAG